Molecule: messenger RNA, 402 nt
Organism: Talaromyces amestolkiae
Lineage: Eukaryota; Fungi; Ascomycota; Eurotiomycetes; Eurotiales; Trichocomaceae
Exons: 1
Coding region: 1-402 (133 amino acids)
Source: RefSeq, a predicted model, not a curated record
AUGCCUGAAGGAAUCAUCAUCCGCGGUUCUACCGUCACCGACCAGACUAUCGCAAAACCAACCGCCACCUUCACCGGCGAGGUCUACAUGGAUCUGAUCAACCGCGAUACAUCCGUCGCAAUGGCGAACGUCACAUUUACCCCCUGUGCUAGAACGCACUGGCACACCCAUGAAGGUGGACAAGUCAUUCGCGUCCUUUCGGGGUCAGGGUGGAUCUGUGACAAGGGCAAAGAAGCUCGUAGAAUCAAAGCUGGGGAUACCGUUUGGGCACCGGCGGGAACAACGCAUUGGCAUGGUGCAGAUGACGGGUCGCUUAUGACGCAUUUUGUUGUUGGGCUUGGACAGACAGUGUGGCAUGAUGCUGUGAGUGAUGAGGAGUAUAAGAGGAGGAGUGAUGCGUGA